AUGAGUUCGCACAACGGAAAGCGACGCAAACAAGACUCAAAGACUGGCAAAGGCCUACGCCACUUCUCCAUGAAAGUAUGCGAAAAAGUGCGAAAUAAAGGCACUACCACGUACAAUGAAGUGGCCGAUGAGCUGGUUGCCGAAUUCAGCGCCGAUCCAGUUGCUAGUCGAGCUUCCUUUCAAACCAGUGAUGCAGAGCCCUUUGACCAGAAAAACAUUCGUCGGCGUGUGUAUGACGCCCUCAAUGUUUUGAUGGCCAUCAACAUCAUCUCAAAGGAGAAGAAGGAAAUCAAGUGGAUUGGCCUCCCUACCAAUGCUCAGCAGGAGUGCUCCGAGCUCGAGGAAGAAAGAAAGCAGCGACUGGAGAGAAUCAAGGCAAAGAAGCAGCAACUGCGUGAGCUAAUUAUCCAGCAAAUUGCCUUUAAAAAUCUCAUCCAGCGAAACCAAGAAGAUAACCCACCCGACUCAAAUUCCAUCAUAAAGUUGCCAUUCAUCAUUGUAAACACAGACAAAAAAACUCUCAUCGAUUGCUCCAUUUCUCGCGACAAGUCAGAGUACCUCUUUAACUUUGACAACACCUUUGAAAUUCAUGACGAUUUUGAAGUGCUCAAGAGAAUGGGUCUCGCUUUUAACCUCGACAAACUCGAAGCUGGUCAAACAAUGAAGAGAUCAGAUUUUGAGCGUGCUAAGCAGUUUCUUCCCGAGUCAUUGCGUCCUGAACUGGAUGAGAUGAUCAACGAAAAACGCGUUCAGCUGGUGUAA
Molecule: messenger RNA, 762 nt
Organism: Rhagoletis zephyria (snowberry fruit fly)
Lineage: Eukaryota; Metazoa; Arthropoda; Insecta; Diptera; Tephritidae
Source: RefSeq, a predicted model, not a curated record